Messenger RNA from Plasmodium coatneyi, 1005 nucleotides. RefSeq lists its product as uncharacterized. The coding region runs from base 1 to 1005 and encodes 334 amino acids. The transcript has a single exon. The record is from RefSeq and is a predicted model, not a curated record. Lineage: Eukaryota; Apicomplexa; Aconoidasida; Haemosporida; Plasmodiidae.
AUGAACAACGACGAAAUAAGUUGCGCAGAGGAGGACGUGAAAAACAAAAAGGACAACAAGGUCCUUUACAUGCACCAGGUCUUAGAAAGCCAAUUCGAUAAACAAAUAAAAGAGGAACAAAAUAUCUAUGAAAGAAAUGCCGAUUUAAGAAAGUACGAAGAUUAUAUUUCCCAAAAGAAAAAAAGGGCUUUCACCCUGGGGGCCAUUGAUGGAAUAGGUGGUAUUAGCUUCCUAAAUGCCCCUAUGAUGAAUCCAGAAAAUGCAAAGAUUGACCCACCCAUUUUGCAGCUACCGUCGGCAACCAACUUGAUAAAAAAUGUGCACGUAAAAGUCCAUUUUGACAAGAAUAUUGACAGGUCGUACAAGUAUAGGACCCAAAAUAGCAACAGGGACAUUAUCAGGAAUAUGAAGCCGAUGUAUUCCCUGCCCGAGAAGGUGAUGACCUAUUAUAUGCACGAGGGGGGCCAUUGGCGGGCCGAACAGAAGGGGGAGCGCGUUAAGGAGGGUGUUGUGGAGGAUGUAAAGGAAGAGAAUAAACUAGAUGACCCGCAGAUGGACAAUAUUCCGGACGACUGUCCUAAUAGCAACGCAGACACGGAAACAGACACCCCCUGUGAAGACACACAAAUGGCGUGCUACCCUAAUGACACGUCCGACAUAGCAUUUCGCGGAGAGGGCUACCAAGUAAGAAGCUGUCACGUGUCGUCAGCACCCGCUGAGGACAAAGACGCGAUGUGGCCAAGGGAAACGCAAAUGAUGCCCGCAAAAGCACCCUUAAAAGCACCCUCAACGAAACUGGUGAAAAAAAACGAAGAGCUCAAAAAUAUCGCCAGUACUGCAAUCACAUCUGCGGAAAAUAAGACCCCCCCAGAUGACACAAACAGCACGAAAGUAGACAAAAAUUUGGAAAAUGAAGACCAAUUGAACUUUUUUAAACUAAAUCAAAUAAUGUCACCGACAUUAACGAAUGCCCUUAAAAUGUUGGCGGACGACGCUUUCAUUUAG